Molecule: messenger RNA, 2909 nt
Organism: Xenopus laevis (African clawed frog)
Lineage: Eukaryota; Metazoa; Chordata; Amphibia; Anura; Pipidae
Gene: tpgs1.L
Product: tubulin polyglutamylase complex subunit 1 L homeolog
Exons: 2
Coding region: 46-900 (284 amino acids)
Molecular function (GO): microtubule binding
Source: RefSeq, a predicted model, not a curated record
ACUUGUCUGUAAUCCCAUAGGAUAUUGGUUUUGCCCUCACUAGAUAUGGCGCCUGUACGGCUUCACGCAAACAUAAUGAUGGCGGAGAAACGGCGUGUAAUGCCUGGCUCGCCGGUUUCCCGAGCAGCUCCAGGUCCGGUUAACGAAACAGAGUUUUUAGCGCAGACUGGAGCGAGGGAUAUGCUGCGAGAGUCCGUACUGAAGCUGCUGGAGGCCAGGCCAGAGGACCCUACAGCUUUCCUGGCAGAUUACUUUGAGAAGCUAUGGAUCGGUUCAGAGACGGCGGUGGGGGACAAGGGCGCCCAUCUGUUGGGCCAGCAGCGUCUUAACCGGGCUCUUUGGUACUUGAGAUUGACCCACCACUCCCAAAGGACCGCAUUUAAUAAUAACCUCAGCAUGGCGUAUGAAUGUUUGAGCACAGGAGGGAGGAAGAAGAAGACAGGCUUGACUGGAAAGAUCUACAGUGAAGUCUUAUCUAGGAUAUGCCGGGAAGGAGAACUGCCUGAAGAGGUUUCUUCUGAGCUUCUGAGGAAGAUUCGGUGCAGAGACCAUGAGGCUGUCCCCUUUGAUAUUUUCCGUUAUGGAGUCUUGACCUGCUUUGUGCUUUUAGAAUUCAGGUCCAAAGCUGACUCUCUGUUUAAUGUACUCAAUGAACAAGGUCCAGCUGACGAAAGACUAAGCAAGGCUGUUCUGGACACCUUGGAAGAGGCUUUAGUGACUAGUGAUCUCUUUAUCCCAGCCAGUUAUCUGGAGGCUGGGUCAAAACUUGGUCCAGACGGUUUGGCCUUAGCAAUGAAUAAAGCCUUUUUGGGCAACAGUUCUGAGGCUGUUAUAAGCAGAAACCAGUUUUUAAAGGAUGCAUGUGCCUUGUUUAUCUGUAAGGUGAAGUCUGUAGGAUAAAGCCUGUGCCUUAGAUAGUUUUCUUAGUAAAUGGAGAAGUCAAAUGUUCACAAAUGUGAAGGGGGCAUUUUGCACUUCAAUUAACGUUUAUUAUUAAGUAAUAUUAAGCUUGCAAGUGGUAUUUACUUUGUAUUCUAUGUGAUUUUGGAUUAUUCCUUUUUGUUUCCUAGUUCUAGAGACCCAGUUGCCCUAGCAACCAGGCUAGGAGAACAAUGAAUAUGAGAUUACUAAAUAGAAAGUAAAGUAAUAAUAAUAUAAACAAAAUAUCUAGCCUUUAAGUAUAGGCGAAGGAAAGCUUCAGUCACUGGUGAAAGCCAAAUGUUAGACCCCCCCAAGGACUGUUAUCACUUACCUGAUACCCUGGACCAGUGCCACAGGUUUCACAUUCAUCACACUUCACCACCAAAUCACUGUACUCUGAUGCACGUCCAGCGGUUUCCACCUUCAAUCUGUUCAAUCAGACCAUAUUAGUUAUUGACGGCACCAGUCAAUGGUUUCUUUUGUUAAAAUGUCUUUAUUAGGACAUGGGCUCUGACCCCAAACAAUUGGCAACGUUUCAGACCACACAGUCUUUUCUCAAGCCACUCAGACAGCACCUGUGCUCUGUUAUUUAUACAGUGUAUCACAGUGACCCCUAGUGACAUUUUUCCAAAAUUACAAUGUUUCACAUUUAUAAAUCGCCACAGUUGUAUCAAUUUACAUUAACAAAAAACGUGUAUCUCUAUACCUUUGUGCAAACAGUCCAGUGAUCCUUAAAAUGUCCAUAAAUUUUGGUGUGAAAAAACCUUUUUGCUCUAAGAGAAGGACACAUAAUUAUCCCUUUAAUAAAAACGGUUUAAAAUUAAAUUAAAAACAAUUCAGCGAUAUAUCUUGCUCAAAUCAUAUUCCCUGUUGAGACCAUGGGGGACCAAUGUUUCCAAUUUUCUAAUCCAUCUUGCUUCUUUCUUUAAUAGCAUUUUUACUCUAUCUCCUCCCCUCCGCAUUCUCGGUACACUAUCUAUUAUUUGAUAUUUUAGUUGUUGUACCCCAUGGCCUGCAACAAGAAAAUGAUUUGCAACUGCUUUGUCACUUUUUUUAGUAUUUAUUGCGGACUUAGCACUUCUUGUGGUUUGUCCAACAUAGGACAACCCACACAGGCACUUAAUUACAUGCACAACGUAAGUACUUUAUAGGUAUGGUAGCCAUUAAUUUUUAUCGCUGUACCCUUCCUUGGAUGAUACAAUGUAUCCCCCUUUAAACAAUUAAAAAACAGCAGCAGUUGCAACCAAGACAUGGGUAUGUCCCAUUCUUUCUUGGCCGCAACAGUCGCUCUUGAGCACCACUCCCUCCUACAUCCACUCUUACAGCCAUCAAUCUGAUUUUUUAUAGGAAAUAAGUGGGACAUUUUUAAAGGAGUCAAUAUCUGGACCAGUGCUCCUAUUAGCAAAAAACUGCACUGGCCCAGGGUUUUUCUCAGCGAGCACCACUGAGUGAUCUCUUUCCUGCUUCUUCUUGCUUCACUUCCCCCAGGAUUAUGCAUUGGCAGUUGAGUUACUAGGAAGAGCACCGGCCCGGAGUAUCCGGUAAGUUAUAACAAUCACUAUGAAGUUUUUCUUCUCCUUUUUAUGGAACUGUCCAUUUAGAAGAGGAAACAAAAACAACACCGGGUGAAUAAAUUCAACCUUUCUAGUCCAUAAAAAAAAUUAACCAGGCACGUUAGGCUUCCCUUGCAACAUUUUAACUCAGGCAUGUGCACAGUACAGUAAGCUCCCAAGAACUAUUACUAUACUAUACCUGCCCCCAGCAUGAUUCAUAAAUAUGUAAAUAUUAAAUGCUUUUACUGUUAUUUUAUGCACAAUAGGUUGACAGAAAUGUAUGUGCGAUGGAGCUACCAGCUUUUUACAAAACUAUUACUAUUUGCAACAAUAGAUCACUUUUUGAUUGGAGCAUAGGCCAUUUGAACAGAGGCAAGGUUGGAAUAUUCUGAUGUCAAUAUGUAAAUAAUCCACAAUAAAUUCCUUUCCAUCUCA